AUGGAGGAAUCCGACAAUGAAACUGAACUUCUAGUUCCUCUCGAAAGAUCAUCAAAAUGUUGCUCAGUUCCAAGGGAUGUCAUCGCAUCUGUCAUUGCUUGCAUCGGUUCUUUUAUCAUGGGAAUUGCCCUGGGGUACUCAUCUCCGGCUCUAGCUUCAGAGACGUUUUCAGAUUUUUUAGGAACAAAAGAUAAUCAGUUUUGGUUUGGUUCAUUGUUGGCUGUGGGAGCCAUCUUUGGUGGCCCAAUUGGUGGAGUUCUGAGGUCGCUGGUUGGUUUGAAGUUCACCCUCAUGCUUUGUAAUCUUCCACUUGGCAUUGGCUGGUUGUUAAUUCUUGGCAAGUUUUCAGUUGCUACAGCUUUCAUAGGCAGAGUUUUGACAGGAGUUGGUAUUGGUGUUGCUUCUUUUGCCUCCCCUCUCUACGUUUCAGAAGUUGCUGACAAAUCAAGAAGAGGUGUCUUGGGUCUGUUUUUUCAACUGACAGUUUCAAUUGGCAUACUUGUUUCAUUUGCACUCGGUACAGUUUUAAGUUGGAAUUAUUUGGCUCUGGUGUUCAUGAUAAUUUCAGUUGUAAAUUGUUUAAUGAUCCUGAUUAUUCCUGAAUCUCCAAGAUGGUACUUGACACAACAUCUAGAUCAGGAUGCUUUGGAAUCAUUAAAGUGGCUCUACAGAUCUGAGCAAAGAGCUACCAUCGAGAUUAACUUCUUAAGAAACACAUUAAUAAACAGUAUAGAAAAUAGAAAUGAUGGUGCUGUUUCAAGAUUUUCACUAGCUGAUUUGAAAUCACGAGAAAUACACAGACCAAUUUUGAUUGGUAUUGGUUUAAUGGUUUUUCAGCAGCUAUCUGGAAUCAACGCAAUCAUGUUUUACACUAGCUCAAUCUUCUCCAAGGCAGGAUUCCAGGACAAUCCCUCACUCCCAACGAUCAUCACAGGAUCCGUUUUAGUUGCAGCCACCUUUCUAUCCUGCUUCUGUAUAGAUUGCCUUGGUAGGAGAGUUCUCCUAUUAAUAUCUGGAGUAUUCAUGACGGCCAGCAUGGUUUGCUUUGGACUUUAUUAUUAUCUAACUGAAGAGGUAAGUAGAACAGAUUUAAGCUGGCUCUCACUGAGUAGUGUAUGUGCGUUUAUAAUUUCAUUUUCAUUCGGUUGGAGUUCGAUACCCUGGCUUGCUUGCUCUGAAAUUAUGCCUGCAAAAGCCAAAAAUUUUGGGAUUAGUGUUACAACGAUUUCGAACUGGUUGUUUACGUUUUUGAUAACAAAAGAAGUAGUAGAUUUGACUUAUUUACUACAUAGUUAUGGUACUAUGUGGCUCUUUGCUGUGUUCUGUGCUAUCAGUGUCCUCUUUGUAGCUGUCUGUUUGCCAGAAACCAAGGGCAAGUCUUUGGAAGAGAUUCAAAGUCAUUUUACUAGGGGUAGUGCAGCUCGAUGA
Molecule: messenger RNA, 1428 nt
Organism: Helobdella robusta
Lineage: Eukaryota; Metazoa; Annelida; Clitellata; Rhynchobdellida; Glossiphoniidae
Exons: 1
Coding region: 1-1428 (475 amino acids)
Biological process (GO): transmembrane transport; carbohydrate transport
Cellular component (GO): membrane
Molecular function (GO): sugar transmembrane transporter activity
Source: RefSeq, a predicted model, not a curated record